Molecule: messenger RNA, 3122 nt
Organism: Synchiropus splendidus (mandarinfish)
Lineage: Eukaryota; Metazoa; Chordata; Actinopteri; Syngnathiformes; Callionymidae
Gene: ap1s1
Product: adaptor related protein complex 1 subunit sigma 1
Exons: 5
Coding region: 135-611 (158 amino acids)
Biological process (GO): intracellular protein transport; vesicle-mediated transport
Cellular component (GO): AP-1 adaptor complex; membrane coat; intracellular membrane-bounded organelle
Molecular function (GO): clathrin-cargo adaptor activity
Source: RefSeq, a predicted model, not a curated record
CAAUAACGGCGAGCGGCAGUGUGGAGAAUGACAGACAUGGAGUACCGUCGCUAACAUCUGUUUACCUGCGCGGGUUGCCUGCUCUUUCUCAGCACGGUAGCUGCUUUGGUGGUUGUUCACCACAGCCAGAAAUAAUGAUGCGCUUUAUGCUGCUAUUCAGCAGGCAGGGGAAGCUGCGCCUGCAAAAGUGGUACACAGCAACAGCUGAGCGUGAUAAGAAGAAGAUGGUGAGGGAGCUAAUGCAGAUUGUACUGGCCCGGAAACCAAAAAUGUGCAGCUUUCUCGAAUGGAGAGACCUCAAGAUUGUCUAUAAAAGGUACGCAAGUUUGUAUUUCUGUUGUGCGAUCGAGGAGCAGGACAACGAACUGAUCACGCUGGAGAUCAUUCAUCGCUUUGUUGAGCUGCUGGAUAAAUACUUCGGCAGUGUGUGUGAACUGGACAUUAUCUUUAACUUCGAGAAGGCCUACUUCAUCCUGGAUGAGUUCCUCAUGGGAGGGGAGAUUCAGGACACAUCAAAGAAGAGUGUCCUCAAAGCCAUCGAGCAGGCAGACAUGCUGCAGGAGGAAGACGAGCCACCUCGCAGUGUACUGGAGGAGAUGGGCCUGGCGUAGUUCAACUCUGCUAUGAGACACUCAAAGCCUGGGGUUGGGCUCAAGGGGCGCGGCUUCUAUGACUGACAGCACUGCUUUCUCUCCAGUGCAGCGUGACCCUGACUGGUCUGCCUGUCUUGUUGUGUGUGUGUGUGUGUGUGAUUUAAGUGUGGGGUGCUGGGAGGGGUUACAUUGUGUGUGUGAAGAGUGCAGCAGCGAACUUAUCGACUGGUGGGAGAGUUUGUACCAACACUAAAGCCGAGAUUUUUGCUACUUGAUUGUUAUAAAAACCUUCGAUAGUAAGAAGAACAAAUUCACAGUUUGUUCUUCAUGUAUAUUUUUUGUAAAGUCAAGAAUUUUGAUGGAAAGAAAGACCAAAACACACAAUUUAUUACCUUGUGAUUCAGACGUGACUUAAACUUUAGCUGUUACUUUAUGAUGGUGAGAAUCUACUGUUUCCUGUUCCUUUGAGCUUCUUCAUUCCUGGAUCUCUAAGAUUUAGCUGAAGGCAAAUUAUUUAAUAUUUAGGAUUUGCAUAAAACACCUGAGCCACAGUGAAAUGUAGAAUGUCAUCUGCUAUUGUGUUUUUUGUACUGUUGCAUCAAUAUUUAUAUUCAGGAAGAUGCAAUAAUAUUUAAAAAAUGUAUCUUUAUCAUAAAGCUGUGAGAGGCAUCUGAUAGACAUGAAUAUUUCUGAUGUAAAUUCACUCAUUCACACGUUUAACAAAAGGAGGGACCUGCUGACAGCCUGUUUCAACUGUCUGUGAAAUCUGCUUGUACAAGAGCGCUUCCGAAUGUCUCUUUAUGAGACUAUAAGUUGAAAAAGGGGAAGUAAUGUAUUCAAAGGGGUUACUGCUUUAACAAGUGUUAGUUUGGAAAGCAAAAUAGUUAUUUGAAUGGUAAUUGCAUGAAGAAAAAAAGGUGUUUUGUGUUGUGAAAGUAGGAAGGUAAAUACAUCUGGUGAAAAUGUAAUAUUGAAGGAGGACACAAGUAGAAACCAGAAAACUAUAAUUCUGAAAUUAUUUAUCAUUUUUUUCAUUAAAAGGGAAAUGUGUGCAAAAAUACAGGGAAAAUGUUUGCAAAAAUAUAUAAAAAAGUGAGUUGAAUGCAGAUGUUGGCAGAAGAAAAACUAGUUUAAAGAUCCAAUCUUUGAAUAAGGAGGAGGAAAUUGUGAAUAAAAUAUGCAAUGAAUGGGUUCACUAAGUGGAGUGCUAAAUUGAAGAUCUGGUCAGACGUGGUAGCUGGAAUUUAUACUGUAAUAUGAAUAUGUUUUUGUUGUACUGUCGUUGUAAUAUCGCCGACCGGCAGACGCUGCUUUCCUGUUUCCUCACUGGGUCCUCACUGGGUGGUGCACAUGCUGCUAGUGAAACACACUUUUUGUUGCCUUCACGCAAGCACUGGGUCAUCUCCAAACUGAAUGCAAGUCCAUCAUCAGUUUCCAUUCACUGCUGAGUGUUAGCUCAUCGAUGGUUUGGAGGAAUUUGUCUGGCUGACUGUUCUUCUGUCUGAGGCCUUUGACGUCAGUUGGAAACUUGCGAGAGCUUCUCAGCUGGAGGCUCUUUAAUAAGCGUUGUCUUAAUGAUCUCAUGCACAUAUUUGCUAAUGAUGUGUCUGUCUGCUAUUCUCUGCUGUGGCUCAAGCUCUCUUCAGCCAGCUGGAGUACUGAAAUGGCAAGCUGUUUAUCAUUCAUACGAAGCAAGUGCUUCUGCAGAAAUGGCGGGGUGUGGAGCUCAGAGGAGGCCGACGUCACUGGAAAGGCUUCCCUGCGCUGACUGAUGUUCCACUGUCCAUAAUAAAUCCUGUGUGUCGUGGUGGUCACUGACCUUUGCUGAAUGUUGGCACAUCUUGUAAGGGCUCGCUGUGUGAUUGUUUCUAAUGUGCUGGAUGGAGAGUACUGACGUACUGUGUGUGAGCGCGCGACUGGAAAAUGUUUGCACGGACACCCGGCCGAGACGUAAUCGUUACCAACGUGUGAGAAAAAUGCUGCGUGUCCACCUGAGCAGCUGCCAGGUUGAACAGUCAAACACAAUGUGACUCUUCUCUGAUGAUGCAGAGUUUUGUCCCACGAAUAACAAAUACGGCCAUCUGAGUGAUGCCGUUGCAUUUAAUAAGGAUUCACGUUUCUGUGUUGGAAGUGUGCAGCCUCUGCUUGAUCUGGGGAACAUUUAGGGGUCAAUGUUAUCCAUUUAUCCUUGAAUAUGUCUUUUGGCUGGUUAUUGCAAUCCAGGGUUACCACGCACUUACCCUGCCCAAGAAAGGUUCCUGUGAAUUUGUCAGAUAUCACUGGAGAGAAACCACAGAGCUGCUCGUCGGAAAACAGUCCAGUCUGUAACUUGGGAAUCAGGAAAUUUGUCUUUAAUGCAUGAAGGUGGUAGCACAAAAAUGUAAUUCAGAAAUGUAAUGUUUAAAAGAAUAAGAAAUGACCUGUAGGAUUUUGCCGUUAAAAAUGUUGCAACAUAAGUUCGCUGAUGAAAUGCAUGAAAAGCAUAUAUGGAGUAAGUCAUACAAACACUAAAAUUACAAUUAUAUACAU